AUGGCUCCUCGCAUCUCUUCCGCUUGGACCGCCGCUGCCUCUUUUCUUCUGGAGCGCCCCCCGGCGCAUCGGAGGGAACCCCGGCCAGCGGGCUUCUCUCUGUGCGACCGCACAGACAAGAGGUGGAGCCUCCAUGGCGGUCCCGGGCGCCCAGGCCCCGCUGCUGGCCACACUGCCGCGCCCGCGGCGCGGCCGUCGCGGCCCGUCGCUGCCGCGGCGCCGCCUCGCCCCGCGCAGGGCCGCGCCCGCGCCCGCGCCUCGGUCGUGCACGCCAGCGGUCUGGACCCGACCGGGGCGAGGCAAGCAGCUCAGAGGAUCGCCAGGGCUGGUUUCGGGGCUGCUCCCGCGCCCUGGGGCCUGCUCAUCGGGCCGCCAGGCAGCGGCGAAAGAGGCCCUCCCCCCCCCCCGCGUCGUUGCGGUGUCCGUCGGUUCUUCAUUCCCUUGGUUCAGGGUUUUCGUGCAUUUCCGUGCGCCGAGGGCCUCGGGGCCUGGGUGGCUCCCGCGGGGGCGGCGGAUGGCUUCCGCGGCAGUAGCGGGCGUGCACAGUCCGCCCGGCGCGGAGGCGGGACGGCACGCAUCCGGCACGAGGUGGCCUCGAGUCGCCCGCGCUUGUCCUUCGAGGGGACCGUCCUGCAAUGGCAGGGUUUUGUGUACCCGCCCUGCGUUGGCUCGUGGUGGACCGCUGGGCCAAGAGCCUCCGAGGUGGCCUCGGGCUCCGCGUUCUGGGCCCAGGCGGACGAGGCGCGCAGAGCCCGCCCGCCCAUACCCGUGUGCUUUUGCAUGUUUGUGGUCUCCACGGUGGCGCUUCCGUUUCCACGAAGGCUCGCGGUGUCCCGCGGUGUCGCGUGGUGUCCCGUGGUGUCCCGUCGUGCCCGCCGUUGCUAG
Prorocentrum cordatum is the source of this 885-nucleotide messenger RNA. NCBI's taxonomy places the organism in Eukaryota, Dinophyceae, Prorocentrales, Prorocentraceae. The record is from the annotation of a GenBank genome assembly.